AUGAGUUUAGCUACAAAGAUAUCAACUAAAUCUGAUCGACAAAUAUUUCGUCCGCCAUCGAACUUAUCGAUACCAGCUACUGUUGAUUGGCGUAAGAGGGGUGCUGUAACUUCGAUAAUUGAGAGUCAAGGUCAAUGCGCUUCGGAUUGGGCUUAUACAGCAACGACUGCAUUGGAAGGACAACAUUUUCUUAAGACGGGUAAACUGGUACGACUUUCAGCUCAGAAUCUGUUGGAUUGCUCGGGUAAAUUUGGCAAUCAAGGCUGUAAUGGAGGAUUAGUGAAUGCUGCAUUUCAAUANACAGGUCCAGGCCUUUGGACUGAUACUAUAUUUGAUUAUCUUAAUGAAACAUUUAAUAUUAAUAGUUCUACAUUGUCAAAAUUGAACCAGGGUCGACUAAUUGGCGAUGUUUAUUAUUUACCGGUAGCAGCAUUUUCUCCAGUUGCUAUUAGCUUGGGUGCAAAAGGCAGAAAUGAUAAAGAAGCACUUGUUUAUCAUGAUUUUCAAGGAAGUUGGAAACCAAACUUGAUCCAGAAAUUUUUCAAACUGAUACGUUCUCAUAUACUGUAA
Messenger RNA from Rotaria socialis, 570 nucleotides. The record is from the annotation of a GenBank genome assembly. NCBI's taxonomy places the organism in Eukaryota, Metazoa, Rotifera, Eurotatoria, Philodinida, Philodinidae.